GUUCGCUGUCUAUCGCCAUUAUGCCUGAGCCAGCGAAACCAGCACCCAAGAAGGGUUCCAAGAAAGCGGUCACCAAGACUGCCAGCAAGCCCGGCAAGGGCAAGAGAAGGCGGGGAAGGAAGGAGAGCUACGCUAUCUACGUGUACAAGGUCCUCAAGCAGGUCCACCCCGACACUGGCAUCUCGUCCAAGGCCAUGAGCAUCAUGAACUCGUUCGUCAACGACAUCUUCGAGCGCAUCGCCUCCGAAGCUUCUCGCCUGGCUCACUAUAACAAGCGCUCCACCAUCACGUCCAGGGAGAUCCAGACCGCAGUCCGCCUCCUGCUACCCGGCGAGCUGGCCAAGCACGCCGUGUCCGAGGGCACCAAGGCCGUCACCAAGUACACCAGCUCCAAGUGAGCCGAUUCGGUUGCGUCCAACAACAACGGCUCUUUUAAGAGCCACCCACUUUCUCUCUAGAGUGAACAUUUUCCAUUACUUGAAUCUUAUUCUCUAAUAGUGUUGGCGACUUUCCAUCCUGUUUUACUCGUUUUCAUCAAAAGCAACCUAGUGACUAAUCAGCUUUUUCGGAUGUAUUGAUGAUGGGGCACGUAUUGCUUUGUAGUUCAUGGCCUCAAUGAGCAGCAGGAUUCCACGGCUCUUCCCCUUUGUGCAUUUUUCUUUGUCUUGCUCUGUGUGAAACUGAUACAAAUGUAAAAUGACAACAAAACUAGUUAACCAAUGCAGCUCUGUCCCAGUCCCACAGUUCAAUGUUAAAUUCGGUUCGUACGUGAACAUCACAAUGGUCAGUCUUUGGAUCAAAUUUGAUUCUAAAUGAACAAUGCAGAAAAAAUUUGACAAAUUUAAAGAAAAAUAAUAAUUAGCAACCCUUUACUGCUCAGUGACUGUUUUUUUUUCCCUCAAUGUCUUUAUGUCACAAAAGUGUUCUGUCAAUUGACUGUUGUUGUACUAGAGCAGCUCCAACUAUCCAUCCAUCCAUCCAUUCCCAACUGCUUAUCCGGGUCGGGUCGCGGGGGCAGUAGCUUCAGCAGGGACGCCCAGACUUCCCUCUCCCCAGCCACUUCAUCCAGCUCUUCCGGGGGGAUCCCGAGGUGUUCCCAGGCCAGCCGAAGGAUGUAGUCUCUCCAGAGUGUCCUGGGUCGUCCCCGGGGUCUCCUCCCGGUGGGACAUGCCCGGAACACCUCACCAGGGAGGCGUCCGGGAGGCAUCCGUAUCAGAUGCCCCAAGCCACCUCAUCUGGCUCCUCUCAAUGCGGAGGAGCAGCGGCUCUACUCUGAGAUCCUCCCGGAUGACCGAGCUUCUCACCCUAUCUCUAAGAGAGAGCCCGGACACCCCGCGGAGGAAACUCAUUUCGGCCGCUUGUAUCCGGGAUCUUGGUCUUUCGGUCACGACCCACAGCUCAUGACCAUAGGUGAGGGUAGGAACGAAGAUCGACCGGUAAAUUGAGAGCUUCGCUCUUUCUUUACCACAACGGACCGAUACAAAGUCCGCAUCACUGCAGACGCUGCACCGAUCCGCCUGUCGAUCUCCCGUUCCAUUCUUCCCUUACUCGUGAACAAGACCCCAAGAUACUUGAAUUCCUCCACUUGGGGCAGGAUCUCAUCCCCGACCUGGAGAAGCAUGCCACCCUUUUCCGACUGAGGACCAUGGUCUCAGAUUUGGAGGUGCUGAUUCUCAUCCCAGCCGCUUCAGAGUCGGCUGCGAACUGCUCCAAUGAGAGUUGGAGGUCCCGGCUUGAUGAAGCCAACAGAACCACAUCAUCUGCAAA
Molecule: messenger RNA, 1767 nt
Organism: Phyllopteryx taeniolatus (common seadragon)
Lineage: Eukaryota; Metazoa; Chordata; Actinopteri; Syngnathiformes; Syngnathidae
Product: histone H2B 1/2-like
Exons: 1
Coding region: 21-398 (125 amino acids)
Cellular component (GO): nucleosome
Molecular function (GO): DNA binding; protein heterodimerization activity; structural constituent of chromatin
Source: RefSeq, a predicted model, not a curated record